AUGCCAAAGUCAACAUCAGGGACUAUCACGGGAAGAUGGCGGCUCACUACUGGAACGGCAGCAAGGAUGUUUUCGCCGAACACAAAGCUCAAUCUGGCACCUGGCAGCUGGCCGAGGGGAAGGCGGAGCCAGAGCUACAUGCAGCUGUCGGUUCUGCUGUCUCGCUCUCAGAGUAA
Danio rerio (zebrafish) is the source of this 176-nucleotide messenger RNA. Lineage: Eukaryota; Metazoa; Chordata; Actinopteri; Cypriniformes; Danionidae. The record is from RefSeq and is a predicted model, not a curated record.